UGGCCCCGGACCCGCCCGGACGGCGACUUCCGUGGUGAGCCGGUCCUCCACGUCGCUCGUUGGCGUCGAAGACCCGCCCGGGCCGCCCCCCACGGCCACAGCUCAAAUCCGGAGCCGGGGGUGGGAAAAGCUUGGCUGAGAAUCGCUUCGUCCCGACAGCCACUACUAGCAAGUAGGAACUGCCCCGACCGAGCUUGCUGCUCCGGCCGGUGUGCGCCGUGCCCGUGCGCGAUAAUGGAGGGCGACGAGAAGUCGGCGGGCGGGGCCCCGGCGUACUGGGGCCUGGGCGCGCGGCCCUGCGACGCGUGCGGCGCCGAGGCGGCGCGCCUCUACUGCCGCGCGGACGCGGCGUUCCUGUGCGCCGGGUGCGACGCGCGGGCGCACGGCGCCGGGUCGCGCCACGCGCGGGUCUGGCUCUGCGAGGUCUGCGAGCACGCGCCGGCGGCGGUCACGUGCCGCGCCGACGCCGCCGCGCUCUGCGCCUCCUGCGACGCCGACAUCCACUCGGCCAACCCGCUGGCGCGACGCCACGAGCGCCUCCCCGUGGCGCCCUUCUUCGGCGCGCUGGCCGACGCGCCCAAGCCCUUCGCCUCGUCGGCGGCGGCCGUGCCGCCCAAAGCGACGGCCGGGGCCGACGACGACGGGAGCAGCGAGGCCGAGGCGGCGUCGUGGCUCCUCCCCGAGCCCGACCACGGGCACAAAGAAGAAGGCGCCACCACGGAGGUGUUCUUCGCGGACUCCGACCCGUACCUCGACCUCGACUUCGCGCGUUCCAUGGACGACAUCAAGACCAUCGGCGUCCAGGGCGGGCCACCAGAGCUCGACCUCAACGGCGCCAAGCUCUUCUACUCCGACCACUCCAUGAACCACAGUGUGUCAUCGUCGGAGGCAGCGGUGGUGCCCGACGCGGCGGCUGGCGCGGCGCCCGUGGUGGCAGUGGUCAGCAGGGGCCUGGAGCGGGAGGCGCGGCUGAUGCGGUACCGGGAGAAGCGCAAGAGCAGGCGGUUCGAGAAGACGAUCCGGUACGCGUCCCGCAAGGCGUACGCGGAGACGCGGCCGCGCAUCAAGGGCCGGUUCGCCAAGCGCACGCCGGGGGCUGGGGAGGACCCGCUGGAGGAGCACGAGGAGAUGUACUCCUCGGCCGCGGCGGCCGUGGCUGCGCUCAUGGCCCCCGGCGGAGCCGACGCGGACUACGGCGUCGACGGCGUCGUGCCCACAUAUUGAUCGAUCUCCGCAGCAAUUGCAACGCCGACAUGUACACUAGUUUGCCUCGAGCUUUUGGGGCUGUAAUUUUUGCUGCAUGCUUUGCAUGCAAAGCUCUCGUGUAUAUGAGAGGACUUCCAAGCGCGCGAGCGCUCUCUUUUCCUCCCUCUUCUCUAAUUCCUAUAUAGUAUAUUAUUACUAUACGAACUGCUAAUCUGCAUCUUUUACUUUUA
Sorghum bicolor (sorghum) is the source of this 1436-nucleotide messenger RNA. Its product is annotated as zinc finger protein CONSTANS-LIKE 4. The record is from RefSeq and is a predicted model, not a curated record. The transcript is spliced from 2 exons. Gene Ontology annotation, molecular function: zinc ion binding; protein binding. Gene Ontology annotation, cellular component: nucleus. Gene Ontology annotation, biological process: regulation of flower development; regulation of photoperiodism, flowering. Lineage: Eukaryota; Viridiplantae; Streptophyta; Magnoliopsida; Poales; Poaceae. The coding region runs from base 235 to 1224 and encodes 329 amino acids.